UUCUCAGACAUUCACGAAUGAGUGCCGAUAACCGGAAGUCAAAGCACUGAUAUACUGUGGCCAACCUACGCCUUUGAUCAGACUUUUUUGCGGCCAAUGCGUUGCCAUUUUGCCCAUUGCUAAGGUUCUGUGUAACGUGCAUGUACAAAGAGAAAUGCACUAUAGUUUGUUACAUGGAUCACGGAGGUACGACCAGAGUUCUUCGCUAUGCUGAAAGACUUCGUGCAGCACGAUAAAGCGAUUCGGUUUGCGGCGGCAUCCAUUGCUGUAGCGGCUGCCUAUAUUGCCAUAUCAAGGGCAAUGAGAAAUCCGUUUCCAGGCGUUCCCAAGACAAAUGCUAACCUUCUCGACAUGCCGCUGUAUGAUCGCAAGAAGCGGGAUGAAAAAGGUGAAAUGUUACCGCCGUUGGAACAGUUGAACGCUUUGGGGACUACUCUGAUUGUCGUCAAUGACCCUAAGCUGGCUACCAGCGUACUGGUGGAAGGUCAGAACAAGUACCUAUCGGGCCAUAAAGUCGGGCGUUCACCCGUCAUGGCAGAUUUCCACUCCAUGUUGAUCGGAGGUGAAAAUAUUGGCAACGCAAGAGGAGAGGGCUGGAGGUGGCGUCGUGACGUGCUUGUUCCUCAAUUUCAGCCGCGAAAGCUGGUUUCCCAGGUCCUGCCUUCAGUUAUCCAAAAAUCCAAGGACUUAAUUGAUCAUGUCAAGGCGCAUAAUGGAAAACCAGUUGAUAUUGAUAAAUACUUUGUGGAAUUAACGGGAAACGUUAUUUGCGAGUAUCUCUUUGGUGAAGUUCCUCAACCAGGGGAGGUCGUUUUUGAUAAUUUUCGAAGGACCGACGUGAUUUUUCUGUCAGUCAUGCUGCGGCCGAUCUUUCAAUUCUUUGGCUUGAAGGGACCCGGAGGGCGGGAAAUCAACAACAAUAGAAGAUAUGUUCAGCGCAUGAUGGAUAAAAUAAGAAAUGGAAACGGUCAGCGGCCGGAUGGAUCCCUUCCGUUGAUGGGGCAGCUCAUGGGACUCAAGGUUUAUCAGGGCAAACAAGGCGAAGAGCAUCUCAUCAACGACAUGCUGCUUAUGAUUUUUGCUGGCCAUGACACCACCGCUCAUUCUUUAACCUAUCUGGUCUAUGGUCUCACACAGGAGCUCAGCGUGCAAAAAAAAAUUCGAGAAGAGGUUACAGGACAAUUGCCAGACCUUGAUGCCGUCACGCCGUCCUCCCUUACAAAAUUGACCUACACUUCGGCAGCCAUCAAGGAAAAUAUGCGAAUUCAUCCACCUGUCACUGUUGCUAUGCAUGAAGCCUAUGACGAUGUAAUGAUUGACAAAACCUUGGUUCCCAAGGGCACUACCAUAGUCAUAUCUACUGCACGCAUCAAUCAACAUCCUGAAAUAUUCAAACAACCUAUGGCAUUUUUGCCGGAACGAUGGUUAGACGAGGAUGAAGAUAUGUUUAACGACCUCGACGCCAAUGGCAAAGACAAAGGUCUGAUGAACUCAACGUACUUGACAUUUUCCAAAGGCACCCAUCUGUGCCUGGGCAUGAAUCUUGCCUAUCUUGAGAUGCGCAUCGUAAUAGCCUAUCUUGUCACACACUUUGAUAUCACUUAUGAUGGACCUAUACCUAAGACAGUUGGCAUGAUCGUCGCUCCCGAAGAUGAAAUUCUAUUCAAUUUCCAGCCGAUCAAUGAAUGAAACUAUUAAUUCACAUACAGAGGACCACGAGCUUGCUUAGUCCAUACAUCCAACUUUUUUGCUUUAGUUUUUGCAGAUAUUGACUAUAUCUAGCACCAGUAAAUUCACAGAAUAAAGAAUAAAUGCUCGCUUCUAAGGAACAAUG
Umbelopsis ramanniana AG is the source of this 1834-nucleotide messenger RNA. RefSeq lists its product as uncharacterized. Gene Ontology annotation, molecular function: heme binding; oxidoreductase activity, acting on paired donors, with incorporation or reduction of molecular oxygen; iron ion binding. The record is from RefSeq and is a predicted model, not a curated record. The coding region runs from base 208 to 1689 and encodes 493 amino acids. The transcript is spliced from 3 exons. NCBI's taxonomy places the organism in Eukaryota, Fungi, Mucoromycota, Umbelopsidomycetes, Umbelopsidales, Umbelopsidaceae.